AUGCUCUGGGUGGUGGACCAGGCUGGCCUGGCCAGAACAACCAGCAGGGUGGUCAACCGGCUUGGCCUGGUCAGCAGCAACCAGGCCAGCCCACCCCCAUGUGGCCUGGACAACCAAACCCUUCCCAACCCUCAUGGCCGGGGCAACAAAAUGGAGGUGGUGGACAGCCAACCUGGCCCGGGCAACCAGGGGGAGGACUGCCCAGCCAGCCAACCUGGCCCGGACAGCCAGGGGGAGGACUGCCCAGCCAGCCAACAUGGCCAGGGCAGCCUAGCCAACCUACUGCCCCUCAACAGAAGUCACUGGUAAGGGAAGACCUUUAAUCCUGAGGAUAUUGGUUAUGGUGAUUUGAAAAACCAUGCCACAAGGUUAGCUUUGUGGCAGACAGUGAUCAAGACCUCUGUGUGUAAGCCUGUCCAAAUGAAACAGCUGUUUUUUAAAUUUUAUUUGCUGUUCUCAAUAGACCAUUUUUAUUUCCCCAACAGAAAGUGCCAUAUGAUCAGAACCUGCCGAACGGAUGCUAUGACAAGAUGCUCAUCACUAUUAACGGGACGAUUAACCACAAUGCCAAAAUGUCAGUAUUCACAUAAAAAAAAAGUUGUUAUUGCAGCUAUUUCCACAUUAUGAUUCUGAAUGUUACAUCAGUCUUGUAGCCAAUUGUAGGUACUCAAGUGGCAUACCCUUCCUUGAUAUGUUGCCUGCAAAACUAUUCUACUGUAGCCUGGGUACCUGUUUGUUUGUGCAAUCUUGCCACUCCUUGGCAUGACAAGGAGAUAAAAUGAUUGACCAAACCAAUCUGGAACCAGGCUACUUCUGCUACUCAAUCUAAGGAUCAAAGAUGGUUGAGCCUAUGUUCGUCAGAAUGUGACUCAUAAGUAUCUACCUCAUGCUGUAAAAAGAGAAUAAUGGGAGGAUUUGCAUAGAUAAUCAAGGAGUGGUGAGUUAAAAAAAUCGAGGUUAUUGUGAAAUUGAAAUCCAUGGGGUUCUUUGAAAGAGGUUGGCAGACACCAUUAUUUAUAAUUCUCAACUGAUUUAGAUUUUCACUAAUUUAAUGACAAUGGGUGAGGAAAGAACAAAUGAAUUCAAUGCCAGAUAAUACCUACCACAAUUCACUCUAAGUCAAGGUCACAGUAACUAUGGCCACAAUCUCUGAGCCCACACAUCACCAUGGAAACGUCAGUGCUGAUGAGACCGCUUUCACAACACCCAUUCCUCACAAAACAUAAUGCUGUUGUCUGACUUAUAAUCGACACUAGUUAAACACAUUUAUGUAAACCUCACAAAAUCCUAGGUUCACCACCAUGUUAUUUGCCUGGUCCCAGAUCUGAUUGUGCUCUUAACUCCAUUGGUCAUUGUCAAGCCAAACUAAAUUGUUUGACUUGAAAAUGAGAGGCAAGGAGUUGGCAUUAUAGCACACAGACUGGCACUUGGGGUACCAUGCUCUUAUUUUAGUGUAAAUGUCAGGGUAAUGUUAUUAUCUCCUUUUUUUAGGUUCUCAUUGAACCUGACCAAAGGGGAUGACAUUGCCAUGCACUUUAACCCUCGCCUUGAUGACCAGGGCAAGAAAACGAUUGUGAGGAACAGUCUGAUAGGCAGUAAAUGGGGCAUCGAGGAGAGGGAACACAACCACUUCCCCUUCACUCAGGGCCAGCCCUUUGAGGUGAGGGAUCUACAUUCCUGUUUACUAUGAUGGUCGGGGUCCAUUGAGAAUUAGUUGUGCACUAUAUUGGGAAUAGGGUGCCAUUUUGGACACAGACUUAGACAACCCUAUAUUAAUCUGAGGAUUUUUUUUUGAGGCGUUUAUGAAAAUGUUAUCACUAUAUACAUUCAUUUAAUUUUAUCAACAGUCAUUGAUUUUUGCAUAAUGAGUUUGGUCCUGUGUUUUUCCAGAUGAAGAUCAUGUGCACUAACAAUGAGUUCAGGGUGGCAGUGAACAGCUCGCACCUCCUGGAGUUCAAACACCGCAUCCGUGACCUCCACUCAAUCAAACACCUGGGCAUCUACAAUGACGUCACCCUCACGUCUGUGGAGAUCAACAAACUCUAA
Coregonus sp. 'balchen' is the source of this 2046-nucleotide messenger RNA. The record is from the annotation of a GenBank genome assembly. NCBI's taxonomy places the organism in Eukaryota, Metazoa, Chordata, Actinopteri, Salmoniformes, Salmonidae.